Messenger RNA from Megachile rotundata (alfalfa leafcutting bee), 6396 nucleotides. It is a transcript of the gene ninaC, whose product is annotated as STKc_myosinIII_N_like and MYSc_Myo21 domain-containing protein ninaC. Gene Ontology annotation, cellular component: myosin complex. The record is from RefSeq and is a predicted model, not a curated record. Lineage: Eukaryota; Metazoa; Arthropoda; Insecta; Hymenoptera; Megachilidae. Gene Ontology annotation, molecular function: protein binding; ATP binding; microfilament motor activity. Gene Ontology annotation, biological process: peptidyl-serine phosphorylation; regulation of actin filament length.
UCGAAUUAGUGUGUCGACGUUUUUAAGGUAACGAGAAGAACGAUCGAAAAUGAGCGAUUACGGAUACGGCAGAAGGGGUGGAUCAGAUUCCAGACGUUCAGGGAGUCGAGGCGACGACGACGAUUACGAGGAUCGAGGACGAAGUACUCUCCAGCGUCUCGAUAGUAUUCAAGAUCCUGGAAAACGUUAUCUUCUCAGAGAGUGCAUAGGAUCCGGUGUAUGCGGGGACGUUUACGAAGCCAUUGAUCAGCAAGCAGGAAACAAGAGGGUCGCGGUAAAGGUGCAAAAGCUCACGCCUGAAUCGCAGUCUCUGAUCAUAGAAGAGUACAAAGUCCUUCGAGAUUUCGCGUCUCACCCUAAUCUGCCCGACUUUUACGGAAUCUAUCGCAGAAGAUCCGGCAAGAAGACCGAGUACGAUCAGAUAUGGUUCGUUAUGGAGCUUUGCGACGGUGGAACUGUGAUGGACCUCGUUCACGGACUUUUAGCCAUGGACAGAAAAAUGCGCGAAGAACACAUCGGUUUCAUCUUGAGAGAAGUGAUUCAGGCGAUGGCGUUUCUGCACGAGAACAACGUGAUGCACCGCGACAUUCGUGGCAGCAAUAUUUUGUUGACGAAAGAGGGCGAAGUGAAGUUGGUCGAUUUCGGAUUGUCGAGAACCGUGAAAGGCGAAAUGGGCAAACGGUACACGUGUAUCGGUUCGCCGUGUUGGAUGGCACCGGAAGUCGCAGCGAGCAAAGGGAACACUUCCGACGCUGGUUACGGAAACCGCGCGGACGUGUGGGCGAUCGGAAUCACCGCGAUCGAAUUGGCCGAUGGUAAACCACCGUUUCAAGACAUGCAUCCGACCAGGGCGUUGUUCCAAAUCGUUCGCAAUCCACCGCCAAAUUUGUACAGGCCGUCGAAUUGGUCGCAAAAUUUCAACGACUUCAUCGCCGAGUGUCUCGAGAAGAAUCCAGACAACAGACCUUUCAUGGCGGAAAUAGCCGAACAUCCUUUUCUAGCGGAUAUACCCGAGAACGAUUUUUUGAUGACGAAAGAGAUCAAGGUACUGAUGAUGGACGCGGGUACGAAAGGUAAACAGGAGAGGAGACCGGAAGUGAUAGUUCGAAAAGGUUUCCUCAAGGUAAUAAUCUUGAACAAACAUCUGUAUUUACCGGAUAUACGAUCUUUUCGUUUCUUCUUCGUGAUUCAGACCCACCAAACGGAUCCUCUUGAGCCUAUGUUCAUGGAAGAUCUCGCGGCACUCGAGACGCUCACGGAAGACGCGAUUUUGGACGAACUGCACGACAGAUUGCGGCAAGGUUACUAUCACAGUUUCAUCGGUGACAUUCUAUUGAUUCUAAAUCCGAACGAAAAACAGGACAUUUAUGGAUCCGACUAUCACACAAAGUAUCAGUUUAAAUCGCGAUCGGAUAACGCGCCUCACGUAUACUCGGUAGCGGAUAGCGCUUUUCAGGACGUGCUGCACAACGACGAGCCUCAACACAUUCUAUUGGCCGGAGAGAGUAAUUCGGGGAAAACGACGAACAUGAUGCAUCUGAUUCAGCAUCUCAUGUAUCUGGGGAAAAGCCUGCAAGAUACAGGAGCUAGACUGAUGAGAGCCAUAAAAGUGCUUCACGCGUUUUGCAACGCCGCCACACCGUUAAAUCCUAACUCGACCAGAUGCGUGUUCCAAGUGCAAACCACCUACGGAUCUUCCGGCAAAGCAUCAGGCGGUAUAUUCUGGUUGUAUCAGCUUGAAAAGUGGCGCGUUUCUACUCGCGACAGAAACCAAUCGAAUUUUCACGUGUUCUACUAUUUUUACGACGGUCUCGACGUCACGAACAAAUUGAAACAGUAUAAUCUAUCGUCUGGAAGAAGGAUGCGAUAUCUUCGAAUCAGCGAAAAGGGAACGGAACGAAAGCGAUCGUUCAAAGUUAGGAACGAUCCACGCGGGAACGUAACGAAGUUCGAAGAGCUGAGGGAAAAUCUGAAAAUCUUAGAGAUGGAAGAAUAUUGCGAGACGAUCUGGAAAACUUUGGCGGCGAUUUUGUGUUUAGGAGAGGUUCGAUUCGUCGAAGGUAACAACGGAGAAGCUGACAUGGAUAAUCACGACGCUGCUAACAGAGUGGCUCAACUGCUCAAUCUGGACGAAAAGAAGUUUGUUUGGUCAUUGCUGAACUACUGCAUAAUCAGCGGUGGCGCCGUGGUACGCAAAAAAUACUCCUGCGACGAAGCGAAAGAAGCAAGAGACGUCUUAGCCAACACGCUCUACCAGAGAUUGGUAGACUGGAUAAUAAACACCAUCAAUCAGAAGUUCACGGUUACUCGUACUUUGUUCGGAGACAAAUACGGGAUCAGCGUGAUGGACAUGUUCGGAUUCGAGUGUUUCGCGGUGAACCGAUUGGAGCAGCUGAUAGUGAACACGAUGAACGAACAGAUGCAGUGUUAUUACAAUCAGAGGAUAUUCGCCUGGGAAAUGCAAGAACAAGAGGAAGAAGACAUACCCGUGCAGCGUUUACAUUUUUACGAUAACAAGGAUGCGAUAGAUCAUCUGUUGAGCAAGGACAGAGGUUUGUUCACUUUGAUCGACGAAGCGUCGAAACACAUGAUGGAUUAUCAGUACGUAAUGAAUAAAAUAGAAGAACGAUCGGGCAACGUUUACGUAAAACCGGCAAGCGCUCACGAGUUCACCGUUGCUCAUUAUACGGGAAAAUUGAUUUACGACGCCAGCGAAAUCGCCGAGAAGAAUCGUGACUUCGUGUCGCCAGAGAUGAUCGAGACUCUCAGGCUAUCGAGCAUCGAACCCGUGAAGGAAAUGUUCACGAACAAACUGACGAAGACCGGAAAUCUGACCAUCGUCGUCGAACAUCCGAAGGUCGCCGAUAAGAAGACGAGCAAAGGAAAGUGGGGCGCGCUCAUGCAGGAAACGUCGAAACCGAAGAGAUUUAACACCGCAUCCCGAGGGCAAUACUCGCAGACACGGAAAAUGAGAACGUGCGCGGCUACAUUUAAAUCCACCAGCCUUGAAAUCCUUAAGAACCUUUCGGCAGGUGGCGGAAGUGGUGGUAUCCAUUUCAUCAGGUGCGUCAGAUCCGAUCUCGAAGGGGCGCCUCGUGGCUUUUACCGCGAGGUUGUUAGACAACAAAUCAGAGCGUUGGCUAUUCUAGACACUGCCAAAGCCAGACAACGUGGCUACCCGCACAGAAUACGCUUCCAAGAGUUUCUUCGAAGGUAUCAAUUCUUAGCGUUCGAUUUCGACGAAAACGUUGAAAUCACCAAAGAUAACUGCCGACUGUUAUUGGUCCGAUUGAAAAUGGAAGGUUGGAUGAUCGGGAAAACGAAAGUGUUUCUAAAGUAUUACAACGAGGAAUACCUAUCGCGCUUGUACGAGACGCAGGUGAAAAAGAUUGUAAAGGUUCAGUGUAUGAUGAGGGCCUUUCUAGCGCGUAAGAACAUGGCAUCGAAAAUCACCUCGACCGUGAAGAAAGAAGUCGUGAAGCAAGCGUCUUUAAAGAAGAAACCAUCGGUGGAAUUGUCGGAAGAUCAGGCAGCGGUAAUGAUUCAGAAAGCAUACAGGGGUCAUGCAGUGAGGAAGGAAAUGGCACCCCAACUUGGGAAGGGCCAGAUAGAUCCGGAGAAGAUGGACAUGAUGAAGUUUUACAGCAGCAAAUGGAGAUCGAAGAGUAUAUUCCAAGUCCUCCUACGUUACCGUGCAGCCCGCUAUCAAGACCUCGUGCAAUUCUCGCAACAAGUUCAUCUAUUCAAUCAAGCGAUAGUGGCGAGUCUGGAGAAGACCAAUAAUCAAAUAUCGAUAGAGAAGAUCGACUCGAAAGUUUCCGCGUCCGGAUACUUGGGCCAGAUGAGACCACCUCAAGUGCACAAGCUCCCUUUCAACUUUUAUAGCGACUUACCUUUCACGAGCGGCAACGCGGGGAUGAAAGGUUUCGGAUCCGCGUCGUCAUCGGCGUCUGACGACGAGCACGAAGCCUGGGACGCGCCAUUACGGAGACAAACGGUGCCUUGGGCCAACAGGAACACUCGUACCAGAGACGUCGAGGUUCAAACAACGAACUCGCCACAUCGAGUGGCGAAUUCAGGCGCCGAGGGACAGAGUCUGAUCAACACUCCGUUUUCCAGAGACCCAAAUAUCUCGGUCCGAUGUCCACCGGAAGAAUCAGCCCGAAGCAGAAUGGGUAACUCCGGGUAUCAACAACUUCCGAGCAACCGUAGUCCCGUACCAUCUGCUAACGCUCACAAUCCUCGCUCAAAUAAUUACGAUAGCACUGGAUCGAUACGCUCUAGAAAACACGCACCGCCACCGCCUAUUCCGUUCAAUCAGUCGCAACCACCCCCGAUGCGUAGCACCGACAAUUACGGUCAAGACGCUCGAAGUAAAAGCAACGUAGACAGCGGUAGCAACGAUUGGGAGUUCGACGACAGAAUUAACAGAAAUGCCGGCAAUGUUAAUCGCGUCAAUCCGAUACAGGAACUGCAAAUGAUAGGUCGUAGAAAUAACAAUGUCGGUAACGACGACGACGAACCACCGUUCAAUUUCCAGGCGAUGUUGAGGAAAACGAGUCACAACAGAGCGUCGAUGAAACGUACUCCCGUCUACGAUAGCUAUGCCCCUUCACCACUGCCAGGUUCCGGAUACCGUGGAACCCGUGAGACCGAGUCGAACGUUGUUUACAGAAGCGGCGGAAGUCGUAGAGAUUCCGCCGAAUGGAGUCCGAACGAGAUGGUAAGAAUGUCCGAAAAGUACGGAAAAGAAGGAGCUUGGGGAGAAGAUCGGUCCAACACGGCUCAACGAGGCCAAACAACUUCGGAGAGCGUCACAGCGGAGAUUGCGCCAGGAAUCGUUGUCGAAGGCUACGUGGCCGAAUUGUAAACAACGAACGCUUCUUUCGAGCAUAAUUCGCAAACUGUGUCCUUCUUCUUUCGAUCAAUUUCGAAAUUCAGCUACACCUUCUGCCCUCGUAAGCGAGAAGUAUGAGUAAGUUGGGCGUGUGGUGGAGGAAAAACAACCCUUUCCUAUACGUGUCGAUAUCGAACGAUGUUUCGAACUGUUUAAACGACGAUAAUAAAUAUGCGAACACGUCUAUUGAAACGUUGUACGAUUGAAAGGAAAAAGGACACGGCUAAACAACCGAUGAACGCUUCUUAUGUGUCGAACCAUGUAUACAAAAACUGGAUUCAGUUGGAAUUGCGAAUGUCGCGUAAAAAGAGAAGAACAAGGAAAAGAAGAAGCGGAACAAAGAAGCUUGUAAAGAUACCUGUAGAUGUCCCGAUGGAAACAAAUGUAAGAUUCGUAUGAUCGAAUUGAACGAUUGAUGCCCAAAAUCCACCAACGUUGCUGACUCGGAGAGACUCUUUUUAUCCACAAAUAUGUACAUACAUUGUAUAUUUUUAGCACUUUUCUUUUUCUCUCUUCUUUCUUUCUUUUUUUCUAAAUGAACACGAACAACACGACGAUACAACGCUUCUUUUGUAAUUUCUAUCUGUACCUCGAGCGACCGUGAUGUCGGCGAUUCUUGUCCAAUGUACAAUAAUUUUUCAUGGAAGGAUUCGAUUUCCAAAAACGUGCCUAUGUUCUCGAACAGUUAGCAAUGCUCCUUACCGACGCGCAGUAUCUCAUCGUCCUUUUUUUUAUAACGGCUGUAUUCGCAAACGAAGAAAAAAUUACCGUUACCUUUAUCGAUAAUUCGUACGGCCAUGCGUACCUACCAUGUCACACCGUUAUUACAACGCAAAAAACGAAACGAUCAAAAGGCGAUCAAGUUCGUAUAUCCAAUUCGAAACGAUGCUUCUGUACCCCUUUGCCGCACGCAAUUCACAUUCAUCGAUGGAAUCGAAUUGUCAUCGAAAAAGUGCACCUUGCACCAUUUGCAAAGAUUGGCUCCAUUUGCAAAGCACGAAAUUCCACUCACUUUUACGAAGUAAAAUAUUUAUAAAAAUUUCAACCGACUGAUGCACGAUUGUCAAAAAUUUUAAACAAUAAAGAGUUAAAAACUACGCUACUUUUAUCCCGAAAGCAAAUCCUUCUACCCUCAUAUCCCAUCAUUUUUCGUAUCGUAAAUGUUCUCAAAGCAACCAAUAGCGAUAAACAAUUUUAUUACUUUUCUUAUAAAAUUUUGGCGGAUAUAACAAUAAAAAUACUUUGCACCCUGUAAACGCGAUACUGGCCAUCGGACAGUGACUAUAAAAGCGAUAUUUACAAUAUUAUACGAAUAUACAUUUAAAAAAUAACAACGAUCAACCAUAUCCUUGUUCGUUUACGAAUCACAGAGAAAUUAUAAUACUUUUAAGGCAAUUAUCAAACAGAUCAUUACAUCGUUAAUACGCAUUUAAGAAAGUUGCGCAGAAAAGUCUUGAACUUCUUGAAGCUCGUUACCCAACCCGAAAUUCAAUUUCAAU